UCCAGCUGUCGAACCUCUGCUUGUUCUUGUUGAGAGACAUGACAUAAUAACGGCUACCGCAAAAUGUUAGCUUCCAGGUCCCUCUUCAGAUUGGAUCGAGUUCUGAAAUUUACAACUACUUAUGCUGCAUUGGAGCCAGUGAAUUAUUUCUUGGGACACCGUGGUUAUUGUGGUUUGAGGUAUAAUAUUAAAAUGGGUGGUGGAAAAGAUAAGCAAAGUGGCGGGGAUCGUAACAAAAAGAUCAGAACAACUAAUGCUGUAUGGAGACCAGUCAGUACUCAAGCCACUUCCAAUGAAGAAUGCUCAGUAAGGGUGACCACAGAUGAGCUGGAAUCUGAUACUCGAGUCCAAGAAGUGCAUCGUUGCACAUCUACCAGAAUUUCAAGUGCUCACAAUGUCAUAGAGGUGGCUGCAACUAACUUUACUGCUAGUUCCAGUGCAUUGCAAGAUAAUGGAGAAAAGACAGUAUUCAGAGAAGAAUCAGUGGUUUCUACUGAAAAGCAUUCAAUUUCAGUUGAGGUUGGUGCUUCUUUGGUUCGCUUUAUUAGAGGAAAAGGGGGAUCUACACAGAGAGAGAUUGAAGAUGAGAUGGGAGUUAAGAUUAUAAUCCCCUCAUCAAAGGAGGAGGAUUCAGUUAUUAUUGAAGGCAUCUCAAUGGAAAGUAUAUCUAGAGCUUCUGAGAAGAUACAUACUAUAAUUGAUGAGGCAGUUAAGAGCCAAAAUCUUGAUUACUCUCACUUCAUUUCACUUCCAUUGGCAAUACAUCCUGAAUUAGUUGAUAAGCUUGUCAACUUUCAGAACUCCAUCCUGGGAAUUAGUGAUUCUUGCGUAGAUGAGAAACUGAAUAGUGAUUCAAAUGAAGAUACUUCUGAAAAUGAAGGAGAAGACCAAAAGUUAGAGAAAGGAACUGAUGUCGCAGUUGAACUUAAUGUUGAAGGUGACAGUGAGCAAGUUAAAGUGAAUCUAACUAACAUACCUCUUGUCAGUUAUGCUCCUAAAAUGUCAAGGGCUUCCACCCUAUCUGGUACGGAAAUAUUACUUUUCUUAGAAGUCAUUACCGAUGCAUAUACUAAAGCUGGGCUUGUUCUAGAGAAAGAUGCUAAUCAGAAAUUAAAGUUGCAUGCAACCGUGAUGAAUGCAAGGCAUAGGAAAAGGAAGAAUCGAACAAGAAAGGUUCAAUCCUUUGACGCCCGUGGCAUUUUCAAGCAAUACGGAUCUGAGGAAUGGGGAGAGUAUCUUAUCCGUGAAGCUCAUCUUUCACAAAGAUUUGUGUUUGAUGACAACGGAUAUUACCAUUGUUGUGCUUCUAUACCUUUCCCUGAAACAUAUGAAUAGACUGAUUUACAGACACUCGAGAUGUACGUUUUCUUAUCUCGGGUAGGGGACAAUAUGUAUGUAAUUAAGAUAGGAAGUAGGCUUUGGUUAAUAAAUUCACUCUUGUUUUACUAGGUUUCAGACUGAAAUUUGCAACUCCCAUAUUUUUGUGUUUCCUCUGAUUAAUGUACAAUGACUUCAACUGGUGCUCCAUUUCACCAAAGAAUCAUUUUUUCUUUC
Messenger RNA from Prunus avium (sweet cherry), 1554 nucleotides. NCBI's taxonomy places the organism in Eukaryota, Viridiplantae, Streptophyta, Magnoliopsida, Rosales, Rosaceae. The record is from RefSeq and is a predicted model, not a curated record.